AUGAACCUCACUCCAGACGGAUCUUCUGUUAAUGGAGUCAGGCAGGACAUUCCGGCCAAUUCACAGCAAGGCCAAGCCGCACAGUCAAGGAGAGCGGGAAAAGGUCCAGCAACCUCAGUACCAAUGGCUGGGAUAGAUGGAUCGGAUGAUGAAGGGGAGCUGGAAGGAUCUAAUAUGGCUAGAAGGGAGCAAUUCGCCAUGAUCCGGAGACAGGAACCAGGCCCUCAUAUGAUGAGGUACCGGUACGAUUUUCCCCCUUUUGACUAUGAUCAGCCACGAUUGUGGAUCAGUAGAUGCGAAAGAUUUAUCUUGAUGUCACAUAUCCCUAAAAUUGAAGUUAUGCAUGUGCUCUAUGUCAACUUAACUGGUAGAGUAUGGCUGUGGUAUGAGGGGUAUUUGACUGGAAUUGAAGGUCCUUUUAUGUGGUCACACUUUGCUGAGGCAGUAUGUAGAAGGUUUGGAGAAGAUAGUGGAGCAGUUAUGGAAGAUUUCACUAUCCUUAGACACACAGGAGGAGUUUUAGACUUCACAGAUAAGUUUGAGGAAUUGAGAAGCCAGCUUGUCCAGAAACACCCCACACUCACUGAUUUAUACUUCCUAGAAGCUUACAUUGCUAGGCUCAAACCAAAGCUCAGAUGUUUUGUGAAAACCAUACAGCCUAAAACCCUAGCAGAUGCCAUGUGGUUUGCCAAACAGUUUGAGAAAGGGUUACAGUCCAAUGAGCCACCAAAACCAUCCUACCACUACAAUACCAGGCCAACCACAACAUUACCAACCCCAAAGCCAUACACUACUAGCCCUAAACCCACAAAUUCCCUGGGAUCUACAGCCUCCAAUAGCCUGAGUACCACUACUAAGAUGCCUGAAACUGCUAAGCUCAAGUCACAGUUGAGGGAGCAGAAUAAAUGCUUUAGAUGUUUUGAACCUUGGCAACCUGGCCAUAGGUGCAAGGGUUCCACUCUCCAUGUUAUUGAGGAAGGGGAAUUUCAUGAUGCCCCUGAGGAAUUAUUGGCAGAAGGUCAGGAACAAGGGCCUAUAGGAACACAGGAACAAGCUGAGGUUUCACUUUAUGCCAUGACGGGAGGGGAAAGAAUGAACACCAUCAAGCUACUUGGAUCCAUACACAAACAAACAGUGGUCAUCCUUGUGGAUAGUGGAAGUACACAUAGCUUCCUAGAUCCCAAACUCCUCACACAAUUAAGGAUAGAACCAGAAAGAACGCAGGUCCUCAAUGUGACAGUAGCUAAUGGAGAACAAAUGAGAUGUGAUACCAUUUGUAAGAAAUUGAGAUGGCAAAUUCAGAAGGAAGACUUUGAAAAGGACUUCAGAUUGUUAAAGCUGGGAGGGUGUGACAUGGUCCUUGGAAUGGACUGGAUAGACCAGUUUGCCCCCAUACAAUUACACACUAGGCCCUUGGGUAUAUCAUUCCACAAGGAAGGGAGGAGAGUGUUGCGGAAAGGAUUAACCAGGAAGCCACAUAAUUUGCAGGCAGCAACUAAAAGGGGCCUCAAGAAAUGGCAACAUUGUGGAGUACAAGGAUUCCUUGUGCAGUGUGAAGGGAUCAGUAGAAAAGAUGUUGAAAGCAGAUCCAGUACAUGUUAUAAGGUGGAAGUUCAAACAGAAUUCCCAGAACUAACUACAAUACUGGAUGAGUUCAAUGAAUUGUUUGAUGAACCACAGACAUUACCACCUAUAAGGGCUUAUGAUCAUGCAAUUCCCUUGAUUCCAGGAGCACAACCAGUAAACAUCAAACCAUACAGAUAUUCUUUUGACCAAAAGAAUGUGAUAGAGAAGAUGGUGGAAGAAAUGCUAGAAGUUGGGGUAAUUACUGAGAGUGUAUCAUCAUUCUCAUCUCCUGUUCUGUUGGUACCCAAGAAGGAUGGAACUUGGAGAUUUUGGGUUGAUUAUAGAGCUUUAAAUAACAUCACUGUGAAGAACAAAUAUCCUAUCCCAGUGGUAGAGGACCUUUUUUAUGAAUUAGCAGGCUCUAAAUACUUCUCUAAAUUGGAUCUGAGGGCAGGAUAUCACCAGGUGAGAAUGAAGGAAGGAGAAGAACACAAAACUGCUUUUAAGACUCACCAAGGCUUGUAUGAGUUUAGGGUCAUGCCUUUUGGCCUUACCAAUGCCCCAGCCACAUUCCAAGCGCUAAUGAACCACAUAUUCAAACCAUUACUGAGAAAAUUUGUCCUAGUUUUUUUUGAUGAUAUUCUGAUUUACAGUUCAGGACUGAAUGAGCACUGGAACAAUCUGAGGGAGGUAUUGAGUCUGAUGAGGGCACAUAAACUGCUAGCUAAGCUUAGCAAAUGCUCCUUUGCAAAGAAAGAAGUGGAGUAUUUGGGGCAUGUUAUAUCAGAACAAGGACUACACACAGAUCCUUCCAAGCUUAAGGCUGUUGCAGAGUGGCCAAAACCUGUAUCUAUCAAAGGACUGAGAGGGUUUCUAGGCCUAACUGGGUACUAUAGAAGAUUCAUUAAAUCAUAUGGGUGA
This is a messenger RNA of Ipomoea nil (Japanese morning glory), 2487 nucleotides long. RefSeq lists its product as uncharacterized. The record is from RefSeq and is a predicted model, not a curated record. Lineage: Eukaryota; Viridiplantae; Streptophyta; Magnoliopsida; Solanales; Convolvulaceae. Bases 1 to 2487 code for a protein of 828 amino acids. The transcript has a single exon.